Molecule: messenger RNA, 1029 nt
Organism: Lachnellula hyalina
Lineage: Eukaryota; Fungi; Ascomycota; Leotiomycetes; Helotiales; Lachnaceae
Product: NAD-dependent epimerase/dehydratase
Exons: 2
Coding region: 1-1029 (342 amino acids)
Molecular function (GO): oxidoreductase activity, acting on the CH-OH group of donors, NAD or NADP as acceptor
Source: RefSeq, a predicted model, not a curated record
AUGGAUAUGAUUGGCCGCCCAAGCGACAGACAAGUCUCCUACGUAGGAGCCACGGGGUUCAUCGGAUUUAAAGUCCUUCUGGAUGCACUCGAAUCAGGCUACAACGUCCGGGUAGCCGUUCGUUCAUCUACAGGAUCAGAAGCACUCCUGUCGAACCCGAAGAUCAGGUCACUUGUAUCGGGAAAUAACAUAUCUUUCGUCGCCGUUCCCGAUAUUACCCAGGAAGGGGCCUACGAUGAAGCCCUCAAGGGCGUUGUUUAUGCUAUCCAUGUUGCAUCCCCAGUUCCAAAACCUUUCUUCAAAGAUCCACAAGCAGAUAUUAUCCAGCCCACUAUCAAAGGCGCAGCCAGCCUCCUCGCGUCAGCACUCAAAGUCCCGUCCCUAAAGCGCAUCGUUAUUACAUCUUCAAUCGUAGCCAACAUGAAUUUCCCCCCAGUUCCAACAGCAGACGAGACUACUGCUGAAUCCCGGGUACCCAAUUAUGAAGGCCCCAUAGAUGCCGUAUUCCCAGCGUAUUGUGACUCCAAAAUUGCUACUCUCAAUGCCACCGACAAGUUUGUCAAGGAACAAAAUCCGUCUUUUGAUGUCAUCAACAUCUUCCCAGGAUUCGUGCACGGUCGAAAUGAAUUAGCAACUGAUGUUGCAAGACUACGCGCUGGAUCAGCUGGGUUACUUCUCGCAAUUAUUCUUGGGCAGAUUUUCGAGGUUCCCCGGAUUGCUGUAACAGCCCAUGUGGAUGAUGUUGCAAAGGUUUAUUUGCUAGCACUAAGCGAGAGCGUUCAGGGAGGCCAGGGUUUUGGAAUCUCAGUACCCGCCGUCUUUGAUGAUGCCUUCGACUUCGUCAAAAAAGCUUCUCCAAAAGCAGUUGACAACGGUGUUUUCAAAAAGGGCAGUCAACCCGGUGUGGACAUUGCUUGGAAUGCAAGCAAGACCGAAAGCGCGUUUGGCUUCAAGUUUCAGAGUUACAAAACGCAAGUCUUAGAUGUUGCGGGUCAGUAUUUGGAGUUUUUGGGCGAGGAAAAAGCGUGA